Hyla sarda is the source of this 5678-nucleotide messenger RNA. It is a transcript of the gene STRN, whose product is annotated as striatin. Gene Ontology annotation, molecular function: protein-containing complex binding; protein phosphatase 2A binding; armadillo repeat domain binding. NCBI's taxonomy places the organism in Eukaryota, Metazoa, Chordata, Amphibia, Anura, Hylidae. Gene Ontology annotation, cellular component: dendrite. Bases 283 to 2748 code for a protein of 821 amino acids. The transcript has 19 exons. The record is from RefSeq and is a predicted model, not a curated record.
GUCGUACGUGACGUCACGGCGCCGCUGUCAGAGAGGCAGGAGACCCGCCCAGGCAGCCGCUUCUCUACCUUCGAGUGUGGGCGGCAGCGGAGCCCGGUUGUCGGGUGCAGAACGGCGGCGGAGGACGGGACUUAUGUGACGUUACGCGGCCAUUGCGGAGAGGCAGCGUUACCGCCUGUGUGAGCACCCGUCCCUCCUCCUCCCUGCGGAUCCUCAUUUUCCUCUAUAGGGAUCGGUGGCGGCCGCUCGGUGGUAACCGCGGCCCCUGCUGCGAGAGCGGCCAUGGACGAACAGGCGGGGCCCGGCGUUUUCUUCAACAACAAUAACAAUUCGCUGCUGUCCGCCGCCGGUGCGGGGACUGCGGGAACCGGCAAAGGAUUUGAGGCCGGGGCUGGAGAUUCGGCCUCGGCGGCUGGUGGAGCAGGAGGAGGCGGCACAGGGGCGGCGGGCCGGGCCCAGUACAGCAUCCCGGGCAUCCUGCACUUCCUACAGCAUGAGUGGGCCCGCUUCGAGGUGGAGAGAGCGCAAUGGGAGGUGGAGCGGGCCGAGCUACAGGCCCAGGUAGCCUUUCUUCAAGGUGAAAGGAAAGGACAAGAGAAUUUAAAGAAAGAUCUAGUCAGAAGAAUAAAGAUGUUGGAAUAUGCUUUAAAGCAAGAAAGAGCGAAGUAUCACAAGCUGAAAUAUGGCACCGAGUUAAACCAGGGAGACCUGAAGCCACCAAACUAUGAUUCUGAUGAAACAAAUGAGACGGACGCCCAGCCGCAACCACAGAACAGCCAGUUUAUAUGGAAACAGAGCCGACAGUUACUAAGACAGUAUCUACAAGAGGUCGGCUACACAGACACCAUAUUAGAAGUCAAGUCCAAGCGGGUGCGUGCGUUGUUAGGGAUUUCUGCUGAUUCUUCAGAUCGACUCACAGACACAAAUCAGGAAUCCAUGGUAAAUGGCACAGAGACUGAACUUCCCAACCCACUGGUCAUCGGGAAACCAGAUAUGACGGACUCUGCCUCUGUUCUCGAAACAUUCAAAUUUCUGGAAAAUGCUGCUGCAGAGUUCAGUGACGAUGAGGAUGAUGAAGACAAUGAAGGCAGAGACAAGACCAUUAUAGAUGCUGCAACGAUUGUAAGAAGGCGAGUAGUACCUGACCCUAAUGAAGACAGGGACACCGAAGAGGCUUUAAAAGAGUUUGACUUCUUGGGGUCAGAUGAUACAGAUGGUGGAGAAUCUAGGAGCGCUGGUGAUGGCACUGAAUGGGAAAAGGAAGACCAGUGUCCCAUACCGGAAUCCUGGAAUAUCGAUCAGGGAGUAAUAACCAAACUCAAGGAACAAUACAAAAAGGAGCGCAAGGGGAAAAAAGGGGUGAAGAGAAAAACCUCAGAAGAAAUGUCUCAGCCCGUGUCCCACAUAAAACAAUCAAAACAGGGAUGUGGGAGCAUUUUGGAGAAAAGCGCAGGACCAAACAGAUCGAAGCUUCAGGAUAUGCUGGCAAAUCUUCGAGAUGUUGAUGAACUUCCAUCAUUACAGCCCUCUGUGGUGUCCUCUUCAAGGCCUGCAAGCUCCCGACUCAGCGAGCAGGAAGUAAACCGAACAGACGAAGUUGAAGCAUUAACGUUUCCACCAUCAUCUGGAAAAUCUUUCAUCAUGGGAGCAGAUGAGGCAUUAGAGAAUGAACUAGGACUAGGAGAACUGGCUGGACUCACAGUGGCCAAUGAAGCAGACACUUUGACGUAUGAUAUUGCAAACAACAAGGAUGCACUUAGAAAAACAUGGAAUCCCAAGUUUACUCUUAGAAGUCACUUUGACGGAAUACGGGGACUUACGUUCCACCCAACAGAGCCAGUCCUCAUAACUGCAUCAGAAGAUCAUACAUUAAAAAUGUGGAAUCUGCAGAAGACUGCCCCUGCAAAAAAGAGCGCAUCUCUUGAUGUGGAACCAAUAUACACAUUCAGAGCACACAGGGGCCCUGUCCUGUGCGUGGUGAUGAGUACGAACGGGGAACAGUGUUACAGUGGAGGAACUGAUGGUGUCAUACAGAGCUGGAACACACCAAAUCCUAAUGUGGAUCCAUAUGAUUCAUACGAGCCUUCAGUUCUGCGAGGUGCGUUUGAAGGCCACACGGACUCUAUAUGGGGCUUGGUGUACAGUGCAGCUCACCAGCGUCUGUUGUCUGCCUCGGCAGAUGGCACAAUUAGAGUAUGGAAUGCAUUAGAAGCUGCCCCUGCAUUAAGCGUAUUUAAUGAUAACCAAGAAUUAGGAAUACCUUCCUCUGUGGACCUAGUAAGUAGUGACCCAGCUCACAUGGUCGUAUCUUUUGAUAGCGGACACACAAGUAUUUUCAAUAUGGAGGCACGGCAGAAAGUUUUAACAUUAGAGUCUUGUAUAGAAACAGCUUCGAGCUGCCAGAUAAACAGAGUAAUUAGCCAUCCGACUCUUCCAAUUACCAUCACUGCUCAUGAGGAUCGGCACAUCAAGUUUUAUGACAACAAUACAGGAAAGCUCAUCCAUUCGAUGGUUGCACAUUUAGAUGCAGUAACAAGUUUAGCUGUGGAUCCGAAUGGGUUGUACCUGAUGUCUGGCAGUCAUGACUGUUCAAUACGUUUAUGGAACUUGGAAAGCAAGACCUGCAUACAGGAAUUCACCGCCCACCGCAAGAAAUUUGAUGAAUCCAUUCACGAUGUGGCAUUCCACCCAUCUAAAUGCUACAUAGCCAGUGCAGGCGCAGAUGCCCUUGCCAAAGUUUUUGUAUGACACCAUGCGUCCCUGUAGUUUUUAAUUUCCCGAAGCAGCCACAUGAAAGCAAAGACAUGCUACUUAUGAACGAAGAUUUGAUUUAACCAUCCUUUCUUUCUUCUUGUGUUGAAUAAUCAGGAUAAGAUGCAAAAAAAAACAAAAAAAUGAAAUGUUGUGGGCUUAGUUUUGCAGGGUGCUGUUUUCUAAACUAAUGGUUUGUUCAGGGUGCUGUAAACUUGACUGGUGCUUGGAGCCAGGAUUCUGUCUUUCAAAUGACCUCUGAGCUACAGUAGCAGCAUUUUAUUUUUAAGAGUGCACAUUUGACCAGGCAGGCCUGGAUCAAACUAGUUUCCAACCUACGGUGUAUUUUGUGGUUGUGGAGAUUGUGACAAUGUAACAAACACAGCCAGUGGGACGGCAAAUAACUACAAUAUAGGAAAAACACAGCGGGCAAGUACUUGCCACUCCCUUUUCUCACUUACAGCUCCUGCAAGCGUUUUUUGGUGGAAACCAUGGACCUUUUACCAGUUCUCAUUGUGCAUUUUUCUCAUACUGGAGCUGUUGUCUGAGAAAGCAAGCAUUUCUCCCAGUCCAUGGGACUGCUAGUAACAAGUGAAGGCAGUGUAAAAACAAGACCGAAGAACACACUUUCUAUUUUAACAGCUUUGUUUAGUAUCCGUUGUGUUGUGUUCUUGGAAUGUACUUUAGGUAAAAUACCAAUAUAAAUUUCUAAAAGGGGUAAAUGUGUUGAAUACAUUUAAAGGUCCAUUUUAAUGUCACCGGCAGUUGUUUCACAUUACGCCAAUGGAAGUCUUCACGCCAAUAUUACAGCUACAUGUACUGUUUCAAGAGGCCUUUUACCUUGACAGUGAGGUUCUCUAGGGCAGCAAUUCUAUAUUCUUCUUUUUUUUUUUUUUAGGAUUUUUUUUUUCUAAUUAUGAAUACAUAAUACCCUUGUGUGAUCCUGAACAAUUCUGCAUCUUUUUCUUGUAAAUACGUCUAUAGUUUAAUUAUAUUUGUCACUAGGCACAUACAAAUAAAUUACCCUAUGUAAGAAUUGGACGCUUGGUGCUGUUGCAUUGUGUACCUAUUAUUAGGGAUGCAAAAUAUCUAUACACACCAUUAAAAAAUAUUGCUGGCUCUCAACUAUAAUGGUGAAAUCUGGAAAUAACCGUUAUACUGCAAUGCUUCAAGGUUGCCUAAUGUUAGCUAAAUAGGUAGGUAAAUAAAUGUUUUUUGUUUUUUUUCUUUGAAACAGAACCACACUUCCCUGUAGUUUGUUUGGUAUUGCAGCCCUAUUCACAUUAAUAGUGCAGAGCUGCAGUAGCAUUCAAUGGCCAAAGGUGGUGAGGUUUCUUUUUAAAGGGGUAUUCCGGCUUUUUACAUCUUAUCCCCUAUCCUUUGGAUAGGGGAUAAGAUGUAAAAAGCCGGAAUACCCCUUUAAGGGUCACUAAUAUAGAAGAACCUUCAAAAAAUAUAUAUUUAUUAAAAUAUUAACCAUGAAAUCAUUUUAGUUUUAAACUUAGAAAAUGGCAGACAUGGCUUAGAAAAAAAAUCUGUAUGCACUUAUUUGGUUACCUAGAAGAUUUAAUAGUGCUGCAUUAAACCCACUUAAGAAAAUAUGUACCCCCCCCCCCUUCCUCUGCACUGCAUUCCUGCUGAUCCUAAUUUUAGAGGUUGAUGUAAUCAUUGAGAGACUAAAUUCAACGUGUCCAAUGCCCUGUUAAAAUAAUGCACCUAGACUUUAUACACUGAUCUUUGGUUGUUGCGAAGUCUUUCUCAAAGUGACUUGGGAAAACUUUGUUAAAGUGGUAUUCGUACAAAAUCCAUUUAAAUGGCUGCAAAUCUAAGGAAAGAAAAAUAAACAGAAAUGCCACUGAUUUAACACAAUGAUUUUAAUAUCUUCGGUUUGUUUAAAGAAAAGAAAUGAACUAUGUGGCUUUUUACUUAGACAUUGAAAUUGUGGAUUAUUUGUGUAUUUGCCUUUUUUUUUAUUUUUUCGUUUAUUUUUUUUCUUUUUACUUUCUUUUUAGACUAAGUAAUUACAAAGAUUUAUUUGGAAAUUCUUAAAAGCUAUGUAUAUUAUAUAUAAAUAUAUAUAUAUAUUGUAAACAUAUAUUAAAUGUGUUGAGUAUGGGAUGACUCAAGGGGUGCAUUUUAAUCUUUUUGUAUUGAGUUCUUCUAAGUGUACACAAAGAUAAUGGUAUGGGUAUGACAUUGAGUAUUUUGCUGUUACAUACUAUAUACAAUUUACAGCUGUUUCAAUUGAUGUACAUACAUCUUAAGUUGGCAUGCUUGUUUUACUGACUGUAAUAUUUAGUUGAUUAAAACCUGAAUGUAAGUAAAAACCGGCUAUUUAAACUCAAGCAAGAUAAAAAAAAAUACCACCUUGCCAUCUGUUGUAGUAAAUUAUAGGAGUAAUCAAAGCAGAUAGACUGUGCCUUUAACAGAGAGAGCCUUAUGGCAAAGUAACCUGCUGAUCAUUUACGCAAAACAAGACUUAACACAGAAGUUGUCGAGAAACUCAUGUUCAAGUCUUAAACGUAUGUUCCAGCGUUCACAAUUUUUACAAGGGAUUGGAAAUUUGAGAAAAGUGUAUUCAUGUGAGGGCAUCCAUUUUAGAGUAAAAUGCACAUUUUUGAAUUUGUUUCCAUUUUAAAACAUGCAAUAUCUAAGACUUUGCAUGUUCCACUAUUAUUUUGUGAAUGUGUACAUAUAUAUAGACAAUAUAUUUGGACUGUAGAAACUUUUCAAAACAUUGGUUAGAUUUGCAAUUGACCGCGUGGAAUUGGAGAAAUCACAUUAAAUCACAUUUUGUUCCAAGCCUCCUUUGAAUCUAUGCGUAUUGGUUAUGUGAAUUAAAUAAAUAUGGAUGAGUGCUGGGUAAAGUCAACUUGCCAUGGUAUUGUUUUAUUUUCAAUAUUAAUAAAGGGAAGACUAUACUUGGA